Molecule: messenger RNA, 1266 nt
Organism: Heterotrigona itama
Lineage: Eukaryota; Metazoa; Arthropoda; Insecta; Hymenoptera; Apidae
Source: the annotation of a GenBank genome assembly
AUGUUGCCAUUCGUGAAUUCGCAAGCGACACCUAGUAGUGUUAAAUAUAAGUUAAAGGUGUACCAUAGAAAAUGUCAUGUUAUUUUCUUAAUAGGUGAUCAAAUCUCGAUCACAUAUUAAAUUCUAAUCCUCUCAACGGAAGUUGGUAAGUUACGAUUUUUAUAAUUCACUGACCUCGUUAACCGUAGCUUUCUGACCUUUUCCAGCUUUCUUUGAUCCUUGCUUCGACAUUUCGCGAGUAUUUGCAAGAUAUUGCAAAAGUUUUCUACGCAGACACGUAUUGUCGAAGUAACGAGUCAUUUACAAUUUGAAAAUCACCCGAAUUAUAUUUCAGACGUAGAUGGCUGUUAGUUAAUAAUGAUUCCGAUGAUUCUUUAACCUCAACAUCUUUGAUUGACCGAGACGUCUGCGCACGUGUAGCGCUGUGCUGCCAACUAAACCGCAGUAAAACACUAUGUUGGCGCGAUUUAUCAAAUUGUUUGACCUUGCCGGUUUUUUCAUCUGUGACAAUAUUUCGAUUAUAAUUUACAUAAUUUCAUAAUUAAAUAAACUGAUUACAAAAUGAUAUAAUUAAUGAUAAAACUAUUAUCAGCAGAUUUUUAAUUCGCACUGUGAUUAUGAUAAAAUUUGCAGGUCAAGAUGCCCAAAAAAUUUGUCGGUGAAAAUAGCAAGGCCGUCGCUGCUCGAGCUAGAAAAGCAGCGGCGAAAGAAGCUGAAAAUACAAAGAAAGCUCUCGAAGCGGAAGAAAAAGCUUGGCAAGACGAUGAUAAACAGUUAUUAAAAAAGAAGCAAAAACAGGAAGAAUUUGAAAGAAAACGUCAACAACAAUUAGAAAAGAAAGCAGAGGUAAAAGCUCUGCUUGAAAAGGAAAUGGCAAACAUAAAAGUGGGUGGUAAACAGCCAGCAGCUAAAGUAACUAGAGCAGAAAUAGUUGCUGCGACGGAAAAGCGAAAUCAGGCAGCAAUGAAAAAAAGAGAAGAAGAAAAACCAAUUGAAGAGAAUUUGAAUAGGCUGACGAUAGAAGGUGAAACCGCUCAUGGUAUAGACGAAGCUUUAUCCGUAUUAAGUACUAAAGAAGCUGAGAUUGAUCGUCAUCCAGAGAAACGUGUAAAAGCAGCGUAUGCUAGUUUUGAGGAAAGAAUGAUGCCUAUUAUUAAAGAGCAAAACCCUACUCUGAGGUUAAGUCAAUUAAAACAAAUAUUGAAAAAGGAAUGGAUGAAAUCUCCAGAAAAUCCACUCAAUCAAAAAUUACUUUUAAAUCGUUGA